This is a messenger RNA of Phyllostomus hastatus (greater spear-nosed bat), 1132 nucleotides long. RefSeq names its product tetraspanin 17 (gene TSPAN17). Gene Ontology annotation, biological process: protein maturation; protein localization to plasma membrane; regulation of vascular endothelial growth factor signaling pathway. The record is from RefSeq and is a predicted model, not a curated record. Lineage: Eukaryota; Metazoa; Chordata; Mammalia; Chiroptera; Phyllostomidae. Bases 269 to 1114 code for a protein of 281 amino acids. The transcript is spliced from 9 exons. Gene Ontology annotation, cellular component: membrane.
GAGCCAGGCCUAGGGGCGGAGGUGCUCCAAGGGUACCCAGCGGGCUCAGAGUGGGGCAGCCCUGGAGUUGGGGCAGUCCUUGAGUCGGGGCGGUGCCUGCGGGGCGGGCGGGGCCCGACGGGUCUUGUGUGGCCUUGGCCAUGAAGCCGCAGCCGCCGGGCUAGGCCCCGGGCGGCUCUAGCCCAGGGCGGCUCUAGCCCAGGGCUGCCCGCGGAGGGCUGGGCCCAGCCUCAGCUCUGGGUACCCAGCCGGUGGGUGGCUGCUCACCAUGCCCGGCAAGCACCAGCACUUCCAGGAACCCGAGGUCGGCUGCUGCGGGAAAUACUUCCUGUUUGGCUUCAACAUUGUCUUCUGGGUGCUGGGAGCCCUGUUCCUGGCCAUUGGCCUCUGGGCCUGGGGUGAGAAGGGCGUUCUCUCCAAUAUCUCAGCACUGACAGAUCUGGGAGGCCUUGACCCCGUGUGGCUGUUUGUAGUGGUUGGAGGGGUCAUGUCGGUGCUGGGUUUUGCUGGCUGCAUCGGGGCCCUCCGGGAGAACACCUUCCUGCUCAAGUUUUUCUCAGUGUUCCUCGGCCUCAUCUUUUUCCUGGAGCUGGCAACAGGGAUCCUGGCCUUUGUCUUCAAGGACUGGAUACGAGACCAGCUCAACCUCUUCAUCAACAACAACGUCAAGGCCUAUCGGGACGACAUUGACCUCCAGAACCUCAUUGACUUUGCUCAGGAAUACUGGUCUUGCUGCGGAGCCCGAGGGCCCAACGACUGGAACCUCAAUAUCUAUUUCAACUGCACUGACUUGAACCCGAGCCGGGAGCGCUGCGGGGUGCCCUUCUCCUGCUGCGUCCGAGACCCUGCGGAAGACGUUCUCAACACCCAGUGCGGCUACGAUGUCCGGCUCAAACUGGAGCUGGAGCAGCAGGGCUCCAUCUACACAAAAGGCUGUGUGGGGCAGUUCGAGAAGUGGCUGCAGGACAACCUGAUCGUCGUGGCCGGGGUCUUCGUGGGCAUCGCCCUGCUCCAGGUCUUUGGCAUCUGCCUGGCCCAGAACCUCGUGAGCGACAUCAAGGCAGUGAAGGCCAACUGGAUCAAACACGAUGAUGGAUACAAACUACUCAAAUAAACAAAACCUUGAAAACCA